GAUAGUUUCCCACCACGAAACCCCAGCGCGCACGCGCAGUAGAAGAAGUGUGCUGCUCCCGUUCCUAGCGCACAUUGACAGAAUCUUACAGAGGAACAUCUGGACACCCCCUCUCCCCUUCCCACUAUGGCUGACUCCAUGGAUAUAGAUGAUUCUCUGUACAGUCGGCAGCGGUAUGUGCUGGGGGACAGUGCUAUGCAGCAGAUGGCCCAGUCCUCUGUGCUUGUCAGUGGAAUGGGAGCUCUUGGAGUGGAAAUAGCAAAAAACAUUGUUCUGGCAGGAGUGAAGGCAGUCACCCUUCAUGACAGUAAGCGAUGUGAAGUUUGGGAUCUGGGCACCAACUUCUUCAUCAGAGAGGAGGAUGUGCAAAGCCAGAAGAAAAGGGUGGAGGCUGUCCAUUCACGAGUGGCUGAGUUAAACCCAUAUGUUCAGGUCAGUGUGUCCACUGAUGUCCUGGAUGAAAGCACUGACCUCAGCUUCCUGAAGAGAUACCAGUGUGUAGUACUAACAGAAACAAAGCUGAGCUUACAGAAACGAAUCAACCAUUUCUGCCACUCUCUGCAGCCUCCGAUUAAGUUCAUUGGCUGUGAUAUUUUUGGGAUCUGCUCGCGGGUGUUCUGUGAUUUUGGGGAGACGUUUGAGGUGUCUGACCCUACUGGAGAAGAACCAAAAGAAGUCUUCAUCCAAAACAUCAGCCAGGGGAGCCCUGGUGUUGUGACGUGUAUGGACAGCCGGACACACGGCCUCCAGACAGGGCAGAGUGUGUGUUUUAAAGAGAUCAAUGGCAUGAGUGAACUCAAUAGUUCCACACACCAAGUUACGGUUCUGUCUCCCUACAGUUUUGCAAUUGGAGAUACAUCAUCAUUCCAGCCAUAUGCUCAUGGGGGAAUCUUCCGCCUGGUCAAGAUUCCCAAAACCUUCAGCUUUGAGACAAUGGAGCAGCAGUUAUCUGAUCCUCGGCUCCUCACUCCAGACUUCAGUAAACCCGAGGUCCCUCUGCAGCUCCAUACUAUCAUGUUAGCUUUGGAUGCUUUCCUGGAACAGCAUGCUAGACUCCCCAGCAUCGGUUGUUUGCAGGAUGCUGAGCUGCUCCUGAAGUUCACAGAGGAGAUCAGCAAAACACUUAAAAACAAAGUAUGCAUAAACCAGGAUCUGGUGAGGUGUGUGUCGCGCUGUGCGAGGGGAUGUCUCUCUCCUCUAGCGGCAGCGGUGGGUGGUAUCGCUAGUCAGGAGGUUUUAAAGGCUCUCACUGGAAAGUUUUCCCCUCUUCAGCAAUGGUUUUAUCUCGAUGCAGUUGAGGUGGUUCAGCCCCUCCAAUCUCUUCCUGCUGAGGAAUUUGCCCCAAGGGGUGAUCGGUACGAUGCAUUGAGGGCGUGUAUCGGCGAGUCGCUGUGUUUGAAACUGCACAGUUUUCGAGUCUUUAUGGUGGGCUGUGGUGCUAUCGGCUGUGAGAUGCUGAAGAAUUUGGCACUUUUGGGUGUGGGAUUGAACAGAUGCUCAGGAGAGAUUUGCGUUACUGAUCCAGAUUUGAUUGAGAAAUCCAACCUCAACCGGCAGUUUCUCUUCAGACCACACCAUAUACAGAAGCCAAAGAGCACUACAGCAGCAGCAGCUACAUUAGAAAUAAACCCAGAGCUCCAAAUAGAUGCUCAUCUGAAUAAAGUAUAUCCUGCUACAGAGGACAUUUAUAGUGAUGCUUUCUUCUCCUGCCUCAACCUGGUGGUCACCGCACUGGACAACGUGGAGGCUCGGAGAUAUGUGGAUAGUCGGAGCGUAUCCAAUCAGAAAGCUCUGUUAGACUCGGGUACCAUGGGUACGAAAGGGCACACUGAGAUCAUCAUCCCAAACCUCACUGAGUCCUACAACAGCCAUAGAGACCCACCGGAGGAGGAGAUUCCGUUUUGCACUCUAAAGUCUUUUCCUGCUGUCAUUGAACACACCAUACAGUGGGCCAGAGACAAGUUUGAGAGCUCUUACUCCCACAAACCCUCCAUUUACAACAUGUUCUGGCAGAGUCAUUCAUCACCUCAGGAUGUGUUACAGAGGAUGAUGGCUGGGGAGAGUAUGGAAGGAUCAUUUCAGGUCAUUAAGUUGUUGAGUCGGAGACCUACUCAAUGGAAUCACUGUAUAGCUCUUGCUCGACUCAAAUUCGACAAGUACUUCAAAAGAAAGGCAUUACAACUACUUCACUCAUUUCCACUGGACACACGGCUAAAAGACGGCAGUCUGUUCUGGCAGUCUCCCAAACGGCCGCCUUCUCCUAUAGAGUUUGAUCUCAGUGACCCACUGCAUUUUGGUUUUGUUGUCAGCGCAGCUCGCCUUUUUGCUGGAAUUUAUAAAAUUCCAUAUUCAGAGGAGAAACUUUCCUAUGAGGCUGUUCAAAGUGUUUUAACUAAAGUGGAGGUUCCCGAAUACAAACCAGCUGAAAAGCAUAUAGAGACAGAUGAGUCUGUUAAGAAGCCUGAUCAUUUGAAAAUGACAGUGAGCAGUGAAGAGGAGAGAGAAGCGAUCUCACAGCUACAGGAGGCCAUCAGCUCCAGCUUUAUAACACCUGAGAGGCUACGUAUGACUCCGCUGUUCUUUGAAAAGGAUGAUGACUCAAACGGACACAUGGAUUUUGUAGCGUCAGCGUCGGCUCUGCGAGCUCAUAUGUAUGCCAUCGAGGCCGCUGACAGACUACAAACCAAACGAAUUGCUGGCAAAAUCAUCCCUGCUAUCGCCACAUCUACAGCUGCCGUCGCAGGACUGGUGUCAACUGAGUUGGUAAAAGUCGCUGGUGGUUAUGGAUUUGAGUUGUUUAAGAACUGUUUCUUCAACCUGGCAAUUCCAGUCAUGGUGCUCACAGAAACCGCUCCGGUCAAGAGAACCCAGAUCAGAGAUGAUAUCUCCUUUUCUAUCUGGGACCGUUGGACUAUCUUCGGUCACGAGGACUUUACCUUGUCUGAUUUCAUCAGCGCAGUAAGGGAGAAGUACGGAAUUGAGCCCACUAUGGUUGUUCACGGAGUGAAGAUGCUGUAUGUGCCUGUUAUGCCAGGCCAUAACAAAAGACUCAAACUGACAAUGCAUAAACUGAUCAAACCUUCAGCAGGCAGGAAGUAUGUUGACCUUACCGUAUCAUUUGCCCCUGAGGUGGAUGGUGACGAAGAUCUGCCCGGUCCCCCAGUGCGCUAUUACUUCAGUCGAGAAACUGAGAGUGGCGAGACGGCCUAGCGCGAACACACACACAUACACACACACACUCUCUCUCUCUCUCACACACACACACACACACACACACACACACACACACACACACACACACUCACAAACUCUCCUCCCUCUUGCUCUGUGGACCACAAGUGGAGUAGCACUUGAUCUGACUCAAUGUACAUAGUAAAUUUUUGUUUUCUACUGGUUUAUUAUUUUAUUGCACAGCAUUGUCUGUGCAGAUGCCUUAAGAUAAUUAUAUUGUGCUUCAAAGUGACAAUAAUAAUGGUUAUAAUAUGAAUGCUCUAAAGAGUAAAACAAAAAAGAAAGUGUUUACACAACUUCCCCAGGGCUUAUUAUUCUAUGUUAGUCUCUUAAACUAGGAGAGGACUCUGUAAAAAAAAAUCAAUAGAGGGCUUGUAAAAGAAGAACUUUCAUCAUGAA
Molecule: messenger RNA, 3630 nt
Organism: Rhinichthys klamathensis goyatoka
Lineage: Eukaryota; Metazoa; Chordata; Actinopteri; Cypriniformes; Leuciscidae
Gene: uba6
Product: ubiquitin like modifier activating enzyme 6
Exons: 32
Coding region: 127-3210 (1027 amino acids)
Biological process (GO): protein sumoylation
Cellular component (GO): SUMO activating enzyme complex; cytoplasm
Molecular function (GO): SUMO activating enzyme activity
Source: RefSeq, a predicted model, not a curated record